This is a messenger RNA of Xyrichtys novacula (pearly razorfish), 1131 nucleotides long. The record is from the annotation of a GenBank genome assembly. NCBI's taxonomy places the organism in Eukaryota, Metazoa, Chordata, Actinopteri, Labriformes, Labridae.
AUGAUUUCCACAUCAAGAACGAACACCUCAGAUAACCACAGCCUGACUGAUGACGGCAUUGAUUCUGCUUUAUUUCACAGCACCGUCGGUAGAGUUUGUGUCCUGUGCCUGCUGGUACCGAUCCCCAUCUUCGCCAUCAUUGGGAAUCUCUUCAUUAUAGCAGCAUUUGCGCGUUUCCAAAGCCUCCGAACACCCACAAAUUAUUUCAUUGUUUCUCUAGCUGUAGCAGACUUACUGGUUGCUGUGCUUGUGAUGCCUUUCAGUUUGGUGCGCUCUGUUGACAGGUGGCACUUUGGGCAGUGUUUCUGCCGAGCACACCUCUUUCUGGAUGUCACGUUUUGUACAACGUCAAUUUUUAAUCUCACCUGUGUGGCGCUGGACAGGUACAUAGCAGUGUGUGACCCUCUACACUACCCCACCCGGAUGUCUCCCAGGCGUGUGGCCGUGAUGCUGCUGCUUUGCUGGAUUCUGCCCCUGGUCUUCUCCUCUUUGUGUGUGUCCUUUGGCAUGUACACUCAGUCUCCUCAUGCUGCGAUACGAAACAGCACAUUACCAGAAAAUCAGACCUGUCUGGCCACCUUUAAGGUCCCCUAUGCCUUUGCAACCUCUGCCAUCUCUUUCUUCAUCCCUGUCGGCAUCAUGCUGUUUGCAUAUGGAAAAAUCUUCAAGGCUGCACAGAGACAAGCAAGGUGGAUCCAUGCAAUUGAUCACCAUACGGGGCAGCUUCAGACUAACCACACCUCCAUGAGGACUGACUCUAGCGGACAAGUCCACGCUCAUGUGGACAGAUGCUCGCUGAAAAAGAAAGAGUGGAAGGCUGUGAAGGCGCUGGGUCUGAUCAUGGGGGUGAUCCUGUUCUGCUGGCUUCCUUUCUUCAGCGUGAACAUUAUCCACCCUCUGAAGGGCUACGGCCUCAGCCCGCUACUCCUGGAGGCCUCCAUGUGGCUCGGAUAUGCCAACUCCUCUCUGAAUCCUUUCCUUUACGGCUUAUUCAACAAGAACUAUAGCCAUGUCUUUGGAGCCAUGCUGGAUUGGGGGAUCUUGGGGCGACAGAUACGAGCAGGUUUGAAUUCCUCACCCUUUGGGAGACUAGCACAUACUGUGGUUACCCUGGAAACCAUUUCAAGAUGA